Dryobates pubescens (Downy woodpecker) is the source of this 801-nucleotide messenger RNA. RefSeq names its product glycine N-acyltransferase-like protein 3. NCBI's taxonomy places the organism in Eukaryota, Metazoa, Chordata, Aves, Piciformes, Picidae. The record is from RefSeq and is a predicted model, not a curated record. Bases 1 to 801 code for a protein of 266 amino acids. Gene Ontology annotation, cellular component: mitochondrion. Gene Ontology annotation, molecular function: glycine N-acyltransferase activity. The transcript is spliced from 4 exons.
AUGACGGUGGCCCGGGGGAACCCUGCCUCCUACGAGGUGCUGGUGGACAGCUGGCCCCAUUUCGGCGUCGUCCUGACCCGCCUGCGCCCAGAGGACAACAAGGACCCCAGGGACUUCUAUGCCAACCAGCUGACCGUGUUCUACCAGGAUGAGGGAGCCUGGCGGGCACUGCUGGGGGGCACCGAGGUGGUGGACUGGACACGGGCAUUCCAGAUACAUGGGAUGCAGGACGGGGUGUAUGAGGCUGUGAGGGAGGUGACUGAUGCCAAGGGGCUGCAACUGGAGACUCACAAGUACCAGGCACUGCUGAGCCCCCAGCCCCCCCAGCCCAGAGUACAGAUGCCAGCAGGGCUUCACCUGGCCCCCGUGUCCCCGUCCCACGUCCCACUGCUCAACGCCACUUGGAGUACUGGCGGCAAUGCCCGCAGCCAGCAGUACCUCCUGGGACUGGUGAGGGCACUGCCCAGUGCCUGCCUGCUGGGGCCUCGUGGGCGCCCAGUCUCCUGGAGCAUCCUGGAUCCCCUGGGCUGCCUGACCCAUGGCUACACGGUGCCAGCUUGGCGUGGGCAUGGUCUUUGCGGCUUGACGCUGGGCGCACUGGGCAAGGAGCUGCAUGCCCGUGGCUUUCCCAUCUAUGCCGGGGUGCUGCCCAGCAACAUCCCCUCACAACGGGCACUCCGUGGCCUGGGCUUCUUGCCUCAGCCUGGCACCUACUACACCCUGGUUGUCACCCCCCCUGUAGUGCCCAGGAAUGGGGAUAGCAGUGGAGUGCCCACGGUUGUGGCUGCCAGGGCUGGGUGA